AUGUACUACAUGUUUACUGUUGAGUCAGAAAGACAAUUAGUGCUGCUGGGUCAAACUGGUGUUGGGAAGAGUGCAUCUGGAAACACAAUACUGGGACGAGAAGAGUUCAGAUCUAAGUUAAGUGUGACUGCAGUGACCCGUGAAUGUUCAGCUGCUCACGCCACUGUUUCAGACAGAUCUCUGACUGUAGUUGAUACUCCUGGAUUAUUUGACACAAGGAGUACACAUUUAUCCAGUCCUGGACCACACGCUUUUCUCAUUGUGUUUACAGUAAGAAGAUUAACAUGUGAGGUGCAGCAGAUUCUUCAGAUGAUUGAGAUGAUGUUCGGUCAGGAGGUGUUAAAAUACUCCAUCAUUCUCUUCACUUAUGGAGAUUAUCUAAAAGGCAUGCCCAUAGAGGAAAUCAUAAAGAAGGACAGAGCUGUAAGAGAUCUAGUUGAUCAGUGUGGAGGUGGAUAUCACAUCUUCAAUAACAGAGAUAAGAGAAACAGAGAGCAGGUGACAGAUCUGCUGGAGAAGAUUGACACAAUGAUAGAGAAGAACGGAGGAUACUACAGUAAUCAGAUGCUUGAAGAAGCUCAGAGAAGAAGAGAGGACACAGCACCAAAGUCAGUGUCAGGAAAGAGUGUGUAGUUGAUGCUCCACGAUUCUUUCACACACAGAUGAAAACUGAAGAGAUCAUGAGAAGUGUUUCAGUCUUUGACGGCUCACUUUCCUCUUGUUUGGUCAGGAGCUGUUAAAAUACUCCAUUCACAGAGAUCAUCUACACGAGACACAGGAGAAGAGUAGAUUAAGACAGAUUCACAUCUUCACUAUCAGAGAUCACAUCUGAACUCUGAUCUCUGUUAUUACUGCAGUGAUGUACAGUAAGAGAUUGAAGGACAUCUCUAAAUCAGUGCUUGAUACUUGGAUGUCCACCCCAUUGAGAAUACAACUCUGCUCUUCACCAAAAGAGCAGCACAAGAGCACUGGACUAUAGACCGAAUAUUACACAUGUACACUGUUCAUAUUAAACUCUGAUUCUGAUUAUUUGUUACAUAAAGUUUUCUUGUAACUGAUUACACCGCAUAUUUAACAAGAAAACAUUUAUCAGUGAAACUCAGAAUCUUUAAUGUUAGAUUUUCUCUGAAAAAAAAAGAAUAGUGUUGAUUCAUUAUUGUUAAUGACAAAACAACACAAUAGUACAGUAACAAACUGAUUAUAUAACGCUGAUUAUACACACAGAGCUUAACAAAACUAAUAAGACUGAUGACAUGAUAUACCUGAGCUGUGACAAAACUAAUAAAACAUUAAUAAAUGAAGCUCUUGAUUGAAAUAGUGAUGUCUAGAAUAAAGCACUUUCUGCUAAUAACAGACUUGAUUACAGCAGGAUAGAUAACUUUAAUGAACAUGAAUAAAUACAGAAAUCAUAAUCAUAAUAUAAAUACAUGCUCAUUUUCUAACCUUGGUUCAUCUCGUUACAUUAAACUUCUUACAGAAAACUUUGUUUAUGUUGUAAUAGUCCAUCUUAACUGAUGAUGCUACACGUCUGUUAAUAAUCAUACAACAUAUGAACAGAUUUUGAUGGGUUUUGUUCAUCUGAUCAUUUUAAUUCAGAAACAAAUGCUUCUGAAGAUAUAUUAAUAAUAAUCUUCCCCAUCUCCAUCAUUCUUCAACAUGCUCUUAUGUUAAAUACCACAUGCAGAAAUAUGAAUUCACAGUUUGCAAACCUC
Molecule: messenger RNA, 1712 nt
Organism: Carassius gibelio (silver crucian carp)
Lineage: Eukaryota; Metazoa; Chordata; Actinopteri; Cypriniformes; Cyprinidae
Product: GTPase IMAP family member 9-like
Exons: 2
Coding region: 1-633 (210 amino acids)
Molecular function (GO): GTP binding
Source: RefSeq, a predicted model, not a curated record